AUGAAGCAUACAAUCGUCCUCUGCUCUCUACUCAUCGCGCUGUCCAACGCGCAGCUCACUACUCACUCGGGAAAUGCACCAAAGAGAUUGGAAUUACCGCCUGAGUUGGAAUCUCUUAUCAAAUCUGUAGAGUUGCAGGCCAGCUCUGUUGUCGACAGUCUCCAAUCAGUUUACAGUGAAGCAGCUACUGCUGCUCCGACAGCCCUGUUGACAGGUAUUAGUGGGUUGCUGCCAACCCAUACACCCAAUCCAGCGGCUGAAAGCAGUCAGCCUGUUUCUCAAAAAAUACCCUACUUUAGCAUGACAAUUGGCUUGGUUAUCGCCACCGCUGUGUGCUGUGCUCUUGGCUAG
Messenger RNA from Bipolaris maydis ATCC 48331, 351 nucleotides. RefSeq lists its product as uncharacterized. Lineage: Eukaryota; Fungi; Ascomycota; Dothideomycetes; Pleosporales; Pleosporaceae. The record is from RefSeq and is a predicted model, not a curated record.